Pseudogymnoascus destructans is the source of this 1757-nucleotide messenger RNA. RefSeq lists its product as uncharacterized. Bases 128 to 1711 code for a protein of 527 amino acids. The transcript has 2 exons. NCBI's taxonomy places the organism in Eukaryota, Fungi, Ascomycota, Leotiomycetes, Thelebolales, Thelebolaceae. Gene Ontology annotation, molecular function: S-methyl-5-thioribose-1-phosphate isomerase activity. The record is from RefSeq and is a predicted model, not a curated record.
CACCAAGUCACUCCGUCGCCAUAAUAUUACAUUCACGUGCUAAAGCUCUAAUGCCUUGUCCGCGAAGAUAUCUCUCACCCUCCGCCGCGCCUUCACAUACAGCCUCAAUCGCAAUCCCAACCCGUACAUGAACGCUAGAAGAACGCUGCAUUCCUCGUGCGCUAUGGCUGAGGUGAAGAAGACCACCCCGAAAAUGAGGCAGCGGGAUAUUGUCUCGAGCUUCUUGUGCGCGCCGCCAGAGGAGGAGGGGGGACAGCAUCGGUUCGUGCUGUUUAAGAGGAGUCAGGAAGUUUCUUCUUAUCGCGGCAAAUGGGCUGUCUGCUCUGGCACGAUCGAGCCCACAGACGCCAGCCCCCUCGCGGCCGCCUACCGCGAAAUCGCCGAAGAAACCCAACUCACCCCCCCCUCCAUCAGCCUCCUCCGCCGCGGCCGCCCCUUCACCCUCCGCGACGAAACCAUCAACACAGACUGGACCAUCCACCCCUUCGCCUUCCUCCUCGCCUCCCCCUCCACCCCCAUAACCAUAGACUUCGAACACACCGAGUACACCUUCGUGACGCCCUCCCAGCUCUCCGAGUACGACACCGUCCCCGCUCUCGCAGAUACGACCCUCCGCGUCCUCCCCGGCGCCGAAGUCGAAGACGCCCUCCGCACCCUCCGCAUGGACCACACCUCCGGCGCCACUGCCCUCGCCACCCUCGCGCUCCUUACCCUCCGCCGCGCCCUCCUCCCUCCUCUCUCCACCGCCCCAACCACAGCUGUGCAAUGGCGCGCAACCCGACUGCUCGCCUGGACACUCGCCAAGUCCGCGCGUCCCGCCAUGGCGCCCGCGAUCGAAGCCUCAAUCUUCGAAGCGCUCGAGCGGAUCGCGCUAUCUAUCGGCGGAGUGGGAAAGAGCGACGACUUCGAAAUGGCGCUCGAGGCGCUGUCGAUAGAGGUGUUUAGGGAGGUGGCUACGAAGGCGAUUGAGGACGUGAUGGAAGCGAGGGAGGAUGCAGUGGUGAAGCUCGCGUCGAACUUUACGGCGUGCGUGCAGCAUAGUCCGGGGUACCAGGCUGCGUUUACGGAGGAGAGGCCGGUGACGCUGGUUAUUCUGUCAGCGUCGGCGAGUGUGGCGGCCUGCGUGGCAGAUCUGGCGCGCGCGGCGGCUGCGACGAAAAUGAAGGUCAGGGCUUUGGUGUUGGAGUCGAGACCGAGGUUUGAGGGUGUUGAGAUCGCGAGGGCGGUGCUGGAUUUGGUGGUGAAGGUGGAGGUGCAGAUCUUGACGGAUGCGGGGGUGGGGCGGGCGGUGGGGGAGGCGGAUUUUGUGGUGCUUGGGGCGGAUAGGGUGACGGGGGAGGGGGAUGUGAGUAAUAAGACUGGGUCGCUUGCUGCGGCUGGGUUGGCGCCGACGGUGGGGAAUGGAUGUAAGGUUGUGGUUGUGUGUUGUGAGGAGAAGAUUAUGGGGGAUGAUGGGGGUGGGGAGGGGUUAGCGGAGACGGAUGGGGGAGAGGAGAAUGAGGCAUCAGAGGUGACAGCGGCGUGGCCGGCGAGGGCGAAGGAGGUUGGGGAGCUGGAGGGUGUUAAGGUGCGGAAUCCGUAUUUUGAGUGGGUGCCGAGUCGGUUUGUGGAUGUGUAUGUGACGGAGGCUGGGGAGGUGGGGGUUGAAGGGUUAAAGAAGGUGGCACGGGAGAGGGGAGAGUUGGAGGAGUGGUUAUUUGAUGGUUUAUAGAGUGGGUUAGAUAUACAUAUAACGUAGUUCACAGGCGAGUCGCCUA